UACAUAUAACUUUCCCUAACAUUAAUGAAUUGAGUCUUCCAUCAGGUUUGAUUCGCAUGCGGUUGCUAGGAGGUUAUAUCCACCAUUAAUUUAACUCUCAGAAAUCACAGAUACACAUGACUGUUUUCUGCACAGUUAAUAAAGAGAAAAAGGAUUAAUAUAAGAUGGGUGAUGACGAAAAUAAAUUACAUAGUGCUGCAUGAUUUAUAUGGGUUUUAGGGUCUGAUCACUGAUGUUGUGUUGGUUGAAAUAAUUAUGCAGGCGCGUGCGGGAAAUUUGGCAAAUAAAGGGAGGCAGGCAAGGCAAGAGGGACAAUCUUAAAAUAUAAUAUAACAUCUUUGCCCACGGUUGAGACAAUGACCCUAAACCCCCCGUCUUUCUCGGGCUCUUUUCUUCAAUGAUUCACCAUCACAUGGAUCCUCCUCUGGACAAAACUGUGCCUGACAAGCUGAGUCUUUCACAGGUAUAACCCACUACUCAUCGACUCCACUCAACUGGCCAGUACCCUUGAAAAAUGAAUGAAGUAAAGGCGGAAAGAUCAAGGCAGUGUGAGCUAUAAAUACAGGGCAGACAGAUCUUAUAUAUAAAUUAUAUAGCUCGAUCUUUCUUCAUUAUAAUGGCAGAUAGCUCGAUCCCAGCCAGGUCAUCUUCACCAGAUAAACCCUCUUCGUCGUUGAAGCUAUUUGGUUUUUCACUAACUGAUCAGCCAGACGAAGUUUUAGAGAAAGCUGAAGGUUUUGGAGAAAGCAGGAAAUUCGAGUGUCCAUUUUGCCACCGAGUAUUUGCCAACUCUCAAGCACUAGGGGGUCACCAAAAUGCUCACAAGAGAGAGCGUCAGAAAGCUAGGCGUGCCCAGUUUCACAGCCAACAGCGCCUCAUAGCAUCCGCACCUGUUUUAAGCUCCCACUCCUUAAGGCCCACGUUUCCCAGAGGCUUCACUGGCAACGCUGCUGCUAAAAUUGUAUCGCAACCAUUUUAUUGUCCAUCACGCCCAUUGUUGCUCCCCUCCACUCCUACUCAGUACCCUCCUCGAAUUUACGUAGCACAGCCACUGCAUUUUGCCACAGCAGCACCCGCAUUAACUGAUUUUUCUGAUCAAUUACCCGAGGCUGACAUAGGCCUCGAUCUUCAUCUUAAACUUUCUCCUUCAGGUUGUUAGAUCCUAUAACCUCUCUCUUUCUCUCUCUCUCUCUCUCUCUCUUUCUCUCUCUCUCUCUCUAUAUAUAUAUCUGCUUUUGUAUUUUCCUCUCUUUGGUUAAAUUUGUCUUGGAACGUGUUAUAUCUUUCAUUGAAACAUCUUCCAAUGUAUUUAAGAGUUUAAUUUUCCGGGCAAUUCUAGUCUUCAAGCUCUCUUAUGCCGCAGAUGAUAUGAUGUAAAACAAUUGAGGGUUAUUAAGUAAAUGACAGAAUUUGGUGUAUUUAGCAGAGAUUAAGAAUGUUAAGGGGGACAACAUGACAAAGGAGGCAUCAUUUCAGCAUUGAAAAUGAACUUGUGACUAAGAUGUGAACUCAUGAGGAGUAGGAUAUAUUUAGGAUUCAAAAUCAAUUGUCUUACGCAAUUGCAUUGACUAGUUGAAUUGUAUAUCUGUGUUCAAUAUUCAUGUAGGUAGGCACUUGAUAGCUAGCGAAAAUACUAGCUGAGAAUUUAGAAUAAUAAAACCCGCAGAGUAACUUUUGCUGCAUUCAUUACAAAUUCAACAGAAAAUGGAACAAGAUAUUUCAUUUAAUAA
Molecule: messenger RNA, 1730 nt
Organism: Gossypium arboreum
Lineage: Eukaryota; Viridiplantae; Streptophyta; Magnoliopsida; Malvales; Malvaceae
Product: zinc finger protein 6-like
Exons: 2
Coding region: 617-1159 (180 amino acids)
Biological process (GO): cytokinin-activated signaling pathway; trichome differentiation; trichome morphogenesis
Cellular component (GO): nucleus
Molecular function (GO): transcription cis-regulatory region binding; DNA-binding transcription factor activity
Source: RefSeq, a predicted model, not a curated record